UAUUGCGAGGGUAAUCUCAUUUGCCAAAUAACUAAAGCUGAGACUGUGAGCAGAUGAUUGUAGCUUUUUCCGUUGUGUGAUACAGUCAGACUCACUUAUAACGACCCUAAAUAUAAUGAUCUAUUGGUUAUAACAACCACAUUUCAAUGCAUUUAUGGUUAUUUGACCCUGCCUAUUGAAACUCCUUACACAUAGCAUGGACCUUUUUUUUCUCAAAAGGGCCGUGCGGUUACUGACGACGCUUCAAACCCUGUCACGGUAAAAGAAAGGGCAUGCGACAAACCAAAGCACGCAAGCGCGACCAAACUGAGCGCACGGCAGUGCGCACCCCGCCCCAGUCCAACUGGCAACGAUGAUACGGUUUUCGAGAUGAACGAGCGAACCAACGCAUGUGGAUUUAGUAAGGUGCGAUUUCGAAAGAGCCCAACCACUCCACGGCAGUCGCUGAGAAGGUCGCGCACUUUCAAGGCACGCCUCCAGCUAGGAGGCGUACGGCAUAAACAGCAUGGCGCGGGGCAUGCACUGGUGCAAUAUUGGUUGCCGUGGUGGCGUCACUGUUGUUUCUGUGCAGUUGUCAGCGCAGCACCAUGUGCGUUGCGACGGUUGCUCGAGCAUUCCUGUUGACGCUGCUGGAGUCGGCGAGAACGCUGUACCGAUUGCUGCAGCCACGUAAUACUGCAGCGCAUCAGCGGUUACUACGCCGUUAUCAGAUCGCUGUUUGGCGGUGCUUCGUUUACGCGUUGCCGAUUGCUGUAACGGUUUGCAGUGACAUUUUGCAUUUAGAAUGUCGGAUUUGUUUCACUCCGAGCAGCAUAGAUAACGUAAUUUUACGGUUUGUGUGUGGCCGACGUGCAGUCGUAAUGCCAGUACCAUGAUGUCCUAUACCAUCGCGGAGGGGCGGCAUGCCGUAGUAGUUGACGGAGUUUAUGCUUCCGGCACACUGGAACGCUUCGCUCUCUUGUGCAGAAUGCAGUCGUGUCCCGCUGGUAGUAAAAUAUAUCACAAGCUCUCGAAUAAAAGAUGGUGCCUGCGCUUGCACUUUCAGAAUGACAGGUGAUGGGAAAUGUGCGCCAUUUCGAAAGAGCUACAUGACGCAGCUUUUCAUUCUUUACGUGGACAUUUGUAGCGGAAAUUUGCGGUAGAUACGGGAACAAAAAUGUCACUGAAAAUUGGGUUUUUGGGGCAAAGCGCUGCCAAAUUGUAACUGCUGACACCAGGUUCGGUGCAGUUAAUUCUUGAGCAUCCUUAAGGGUGAAUCCAUACGUAACAAUCCACUGAUUUUACGACCACUUCUUGCGGAACUACAGUGUUCAUUAUAAACGGGUUCGGCUGUAGCAAGUUUGACUUGUUGCACCAAAAGGCACUGACAACAGGCAAGAUGUACAUACUGUCAGCUGCUGGCUUUUCAAGCACAUUACUUUAUUCAGUACUUGCUUUUGCCAAAACUAGUUAUUUAGAAUUUUCGAGAGUUUCCAGUAUGACCUAACCAAGAAAUUAGCAGCACGCACUGCUGGUGGUUGUAGUUUGGCGAGCAAGUGGUGCUGCCCACGGCAUGGUGCAUUAACAGUCAAAUGAAACAAGCCAAGGACAGCUUGCGUGCCUCCCCCCCCCCCCUUUUUUUUCUUUUCUUCCUACUGUGGAUGGCAUGUAAAUUUUUUUACAGUCGAACCCGACUAUAUCACACUCGUUUACAUCGAAGUAUCCCGUAUAUCGAACAAUUUCUGAACACCGUAAUGUUACAAUAAGAAUAUACAGCAAAAAGUACGGUUAAAUCGAACAAAAAUAGCAGCCGCACUUGAUAUAUCAAACUUCAAGCACCGCAAAAUUGUCCCAGAAGUUGGCUUUCCCGCGCGGCGGCCGGGCCAGCCGCGGGCACCCCCGUCCCAGACAAAGUGGUUUAGCCCAACUGCGCUUGUGCGGCGCUGCUCUCGCUCCCGUUCAGACAGCCGCCCCCUAGAAAAAGUGGUUCGACCCUCCUCGCUCUCUCACAGCCACGUGCGCCAUAGUCUUUUCUUUCUCUAUGCGUGCGCCUGCGUGAGUCCUUCGCGUCCUUCACCCAAACCACCAAGAAGAUCGGUUCAGUUCCUUCAGUUGCGAGAUUGCGUAGUCGCGUUCCGGAAAGCAGUGCUCGUCCGCUCCAUAAAGAGAUGGCUGCCGUGAAACGGAAGAAUUUAACAAUAUCCACGAAGAUAGAGAUAAUUCGAAGAGUCGAACGCGGAGAAAAGAAGUCGGAUGUCGCCGCAGCGUACAACAUUCCAAGAAGCACGUUGAGUACGCUAUUAAAAAAUAAGGCUGACAUUAGGGCUAAGGUGGACAAGAGGCCUGGUGCUACCGACGCCCGAAGGAUACGCACUGCUGUAUAUGAAGACGUGGAGGCCGCAGUGUACAAGUGGUUCCUUGACGUUAGGUCACGAAACAUCCCUGUUUCUGGCCCCAUAAUUGAGCAGAAAGCGAAGGAUCUCUCUUUCAUUCUGAACAGACCCGACUUCAAAAGCGGUUCAGGUUGGCUGCAGCGUUUUAAGGAGCGCCACAGCAUUGUCGGCCGGGCUAUCACUGGUGAAAGCCGUGCGGUGGACGUCACGAGCAUUAACAAAUGGAUCGAAGAAAAUUGGAGCGAGAUCAUGACAAGAUACCAUCCCCGCGAUAUAUUUAACGCCGAUGAGACGGCUUUGUUUUGGCAAAUGCUGCCAAACAAAACGCUGGCGUGUCGUGAUGAGAAGGCCCAUGGCGGGAAAGUUAAUAAGGCCCGAAUAUAAGUGUUGCUCGCCACCAACGUCGAUGGAUUGACCAAGCUUCGACCACUUGUUAUCGGCAAAAGCAAAUCGCCGCGAUGCUUAAAGAAUGCACUCUCUGUUCCUGUGACAUACAGGUCCAACGGAAAAGCUUGGAUGGCAAGCGAACUUUUUGGAAAAUGGCUGAAGUCCUGGGACGACGAACUGGUAAGCAGACAGAAAGGUCUGCUUACUACUUGAUAAUUGUUCCGCUCACCAUUGUAAUGUCAGCGUCAGCAACAUCGAGCUUCGCUUCCUACCACCGAACACAACGUCGGUGCUGCAGCCUUUAGAUCAAGGUGUCAUUCGUGCGCUGAAGGCAGGCUAUAGAAAGCGCCUUGUGCAACGGCUUUUGCUUAACCUUCGCACUGGCCGGGAGCUGAAAAUUGACCUCCUGGGCUCAAUAACAAUGUUGAAUGCGUCGUGGAACGAUGUCAAGAAAGAAACGAUCCAAAAUUGUUUUCGUCAUUGUGGACUGAGUGUUUCCGGGGAGGCUGGUGCCAGCUCAUCCGAAAAUUGCGUUGAACCUCUCGACAUCGAUGAACCACUCGAGGAACUUGACGAUUUGUUAAGACAGCUGUCCGAGUUCCCAGGCGCCGUUUGUGACGGGACUGUGGCUACAGACUUUGUCUCCGUUGACGAUGAUGUUGCGACUACUGGAGAGCUCGCUGACCAAGACAUUGUUGCCGAUCUGGCUAGAGAUCCCGCCGGCGACUGUAACUCCGAGGACCCUACGAGUGCCGACCCGCCCACGUGUUCCGAAGCACUUCAUGCACUGAGCGUUGUUCGCCACCACUGCGCGCCCAUAGAAGGCUGUGGGCUCAGCUGUUCCCAGUCGCUCGACAACGUUGAAAAGUGCAUGCUCAGCAAUGCUUUCAAAGUGAAAAAACAGAAGAAGAUCGGCGACUAUUUCUCGCGCUAGUAUGCCCAUGGUGCAUGUAUUUAAAAAGUAAAGAACACUUUUUAAUGAGGUGCGUUUUGUACAUUGUCAAUUUCUUUAAACGUUCUAUAUCGAAUUACACGAUAUCUCGAACUAAUUCCCGUUUUUUUUUAGAGUUCGAUAUAUGCGGGUUUGACUGUAUUAUACCAUGGCUUCUUUCCCUAAAACCUUGAAAAUGUUCGCUAGGAAGCUACAAGUCUGGCAUGCUCACAGUCUUUGAUCCAGUUUGCAGCUACGAUGGAAAGCCUUCCAGAGCCAGCGAAUGUGGGCAUUAAACGUCACAUCAAUACAUGCUGUAAAACUUGCUUGGUCUUGUGUUGCUUGU
Molecule: messenger RNA, 4036 nt
Organism: Dermacentor andersoni
Lineage: Eukaryota; Metazoa; Arthropoda; Arachnida; Ixodida; Ixodidae
Product: tigger transposable element-derived protein 6-like
Cellular component (GO): nucleus
Molecular function (GO): DNA binding
Source: RefSeq, a predicted model, not a curated record